Molecule: messenger RNA, 7658 nt
Organism: Salvelinus fontinalis (brook trout)
Lineage: Eukaryota; Metazoa; Chordata; Actinopteri; Salmoniformes; Salmonidae
Product: phosphatidylinositol 3,4,5-trisphosphate 3-phosphatase and dual-specificity protein phosphatase PTEN-like
Exons: 10
Coding region: 960-2306 (448 amino acids)
Biological process (GO): protein dephosphorylation; phosphatidylinositol dephosphorylation; phosphatidylinositol 3-kinase/protein kinase B signal transduction
Cellular component (GO): nucleus; cytosol; cell projection
Molecular function (GO): phosphatidylinositol-3,4-bisphosphate 3-phosphatase activity; phosphatidylinositol-3,4,5-trisphosphate 3-phosphatase activity; protein tyrosine phosphatase activity
Source: RefSeq, a predicted model, not a curated record
GAGACUUGCAUGUGCUCUGAUGUGUCCUUCCGCUGCCAACAAAAGAACUAGCUAGCCGACUACAAAAAAACGUCAAUCGGAAAAACGUACACUGUAAAUCUUCAGCAAUGAAACAGCUAUUCUAAGAAUUCACAUGUAUUUAUUUGAUAGAAACUUUUUUAUUUCUAGAUCUAUAUAUUUGCGGCGGUGGGAUAUAUAUAUUUUAAACCUCUACAUAUUUUUUUUCAUCCGUUGGAAGCCAUGAUGGAAGCUUGAGAGAAACGCAAAAAGAAGAUGCUUCCCUGGACAUAUGUCAAACGAGUCUGUGCAAAUAUUUGGUCUUUGUAUAGCCAUUAUACAUGCACGUUGGAGCCUGACACUUUUUCGCGUGUAUUUUGGCAAUCUAUUGGUGAAGAUGUUGAUUCGCUAGGAGGUUUUUGGAUUUUUUAAAAAGUGGGUAGCUAUUGCAGCUCGCUAGAUGGCUAGCUAAGUCUGAGUGGAUACGGUAACUAAUUACUGCUGGGCUUUCCAAAGGCCGGUAGUCUUCAAAUUCGAGCGAGCGCCGGAGAGUUAUCUCCUCGCUGGUCGGUCAAUCACGGCGGCUUCGGUAGAUCAAGAGAUUCGGACUGCAUUAUACCUUACGUUUAGGCGGGAGGAUAAUUGUAUGUAUUUUUCAAGGGGGAGUUGCAAGACAAAUUCCAAUAUUGGGAAAGUUUGGCCUGCGCGGAAGAGCAGAGCAAGGCCCGUCUCUAUGAUCCAGAGAAAAGGCCAUUCUAGCUAGCUAACGCGUUAAUCCUACUCACGACGACGACCACUGCUGGCUUGUCUCUGCGAGGAAGGAGCUGCAAAAUCAAAAGAGCAAAGGGCGAUCGAGAAGCAAAGCCAUUGCCAACCGAAGCAAAAGCAACGGCAGCUAGCUAACUUUUCAUAAUUUGAAACCCACAGACUCCUGUCACUAGCCAGCAAGCUAGUUAGCUACAAUGGCUGCGAUAAUAAAAGAAAUGGUCAGCCGGAACAAAAGGAGAUACCAGGAGGAUGGGUUCGACUUGGACUUAACGUAUAUCUAUCCAAACAUCAUUGCUAUGGGCUUUCCUGCAGAACGACUCGAAGGAGUGUACAGAAACAAUAUAGAUGACGUUGUACGGUUUCUUGACUCAAAACAUAAAAGCCAUUAUAAGAUUUACAAUCUUUGUGUAGAACGACACUAUGAUGCUGCCAAAUUUAACUGCAGAGUUGCACAGUACCCCUUUGAAGACCACAAUCCGCCUCAGCUAGAGCUUAUCAAGCCAUUCUGUGAAGAUCUGGACCAGUGGCUGAGCGAGGAUGACAAUCAUGUGGCGGCCAUCCACUGCAAGGCAGGGAAGGGCCGCACUGGGGUGAUGAUCUGCGCCUACCUCCUGCACCGCAGCAAGUUCCAAGAGCCCCAGGAGGCCCUCGACUUCUAUGGGGAAGUGCGGACAAGGGACAAGAAGGGAGUGACAAUCCCGAGCCAACGGCGCUAUGUGUACUACUACAGCCACCUGCUGAAGAACAAGCUGGACUACAAGCCAGUGGCUCUGCUGUUCCAUAAAAUGGUGUUUGAGACGCUGCCAAUGUUCAGCGGAGGCACCUGCAGGGACAGUAGCAUUAAAAACAGGAGCGAGCCGAUCCCUCUGGGCUUCAAGAAAGGGAAUUGGCAUUGGGAUCCUCAGUUUGUGGUGUAUCAACUUAAAGUCAAGAUCCACACGUCCAACCCGGCUCACACACGGAGGGAAGAAAAGCACAUGCUAUUUGAGUUUCCCCAACCGCUGCCCGUGUGUGGAGACAUCAAAGUGGAGUUCUUUCACAAGCAAAACAAAAUGAUGAAGAAGGAUAAGAUGUUCCACUUCUGGGUUAACACCUUCUUCAUUCCCGGGCCAUCGGAGGAGAGCAUGGAGAAGGUGGAGAACGGGUCGGUGGUGGUGGUGGUGAACGACAUAGAAGGGGUCCAGAACCAGCCCCCGGGCGGCCCCCCUCCCCAUGCCCAGCCCCCCCAGAGCGCCAAGCGCAGGGACAGCGGCAAGGACAGUGACGGGGACUACCUCAUCCUCGCGCUGACCAAAAAUGACCUGGACAAGGCCAACAAAGACAAAGCUAACCGAUACUUCUCACCUAAUUUCAAGGUGAAGUUGUAUUUCACAAAAACCGUGGAAGAUUCUUUGAAUUCCGAGGUGAGCACUUCGACAUCCGUCACUCCGGACGUUAGCGACAAUGAGCCUGACCAUUAUCGAUAUUCCGACACCACUGACUCUGAUCCGGAAAAUGAACCUUUUGACGAGGAACAGCACACGCAAAUCACAAAAGUGUGAACUUUUUUUAACAGGAAAAAAAAGAUGUACACCAGAGGAAAUAAAGGAGAGAACUUGAAUAUGAACUCAAAAGAAGAGCCUUUGUCCCCCUACCUCCCCCAAAAUGGCAAUAGAGCACCAUCAUGUCAAAUGCCAAUUUUAGUUUAAAAAAAAUAUUAUCCUGACCAAUAUGUUUUUAUUAUUUUCUUUGGCGCGGCCGUGUACCAUGCGCAAAGUAUUGACACUGUUGGCCCAUGGGGAAAGGUGUGUGUGUGUGUGUGCGUGUGUGUGUAUGUAUAUGUAUGUGUGUGUGUGUAUGUAUAUAUAUAUAUAUACAUAUAUAAAAAGUUUGGACACCUACUCAUUCCAGGGUUUUUCUUAAUUUUUACUGUUUUCUACAUUGUAGAAUAAUAUUGAAGACAUCAAACUAUGAAAUAACACCUAUGAAAUCAUGUAGUAACCAAUAGUGUUAAACAAAUCAAAAUAUAUUUGAGAUUCUUCGAAGUAGCCUCCCUUUGCCUUGAUGACAGCUUUGCACACUCUUGGCAUUCUCUCAACCAGCUUCAUGAGGUAGUCACCUGGAAUGCAUUUCAAUUAACAUGUGUGCCUUGUUAAAAGUUAAUUUCUGGAAUUGCUUUCCUCCUUAAUGCGUUUCAGCCAAUCAGUUGUGUUGUUACAAGGUAGGGUUGGUAUACGGAAGAUAGCCCUAUUUGUAAAAGACCAAGUCCAUAUGAUGGCAAGAACAGCUCAAAUAAGCAAAGAGAAACGACAGUCCAUUACAUGAAGGUCAGUCAAUCUGGAAAAUCUCAAGAACUUUUAAAGUUUCUUCAAGUGCAUUCGCAAAAACCAUCAAGCGCUAUGAUGAAAAUGGCUCGCAUGAGGACCGCCACAGGAAAGAAAGACACAGAGUUACCUCUGCUGCAGAGGAAAAGUUCAUUAGAGUUACCAAGCCUCAGAAAUCGGCACCUCAGAUUGCAGCCAAAAUAAAUGUUUUACAGAGAUCAAGUAACAGAAUGUGUUCUUAACUGACUUGCCUAGGUAAAUAAAAGUUAAAUAAAAUAAAUAAAUAGACAUCAACAUCAACUGUUCAGAGAAGACUUAAUCAGACCUUCAUGGUCGAAUUGCUGCAAAGAAACCACUACUAAAGGACACCAAUAAGAAGAGACUUGCUUGGGCCAAGAAACGCAAUGGACAGUAGACCGGUGGAAACCUGUCCUUUGGUCUGGAGUCCAAAUUGGAGAUUUUUGGUUCCAGACACCGUGUCCUUGUGAGAUGCAGAGUAGGUGAACGGAUGGUCUCUGCAUGUGUAUUUCCCACCGUGAAGCAUGGAGGAGAAGGUGUGACGGUGUGUGGGUGCUUUGCUGGUGACACUGUGAUUUAUUUAGAAUUCAAGGCACACUUAACCAGCAUGGCUACCGAAGCAUUCUGCAGCGAUAUGCCAUCCCAUCUGGUUUGGGCUCAGUGGGACUAUCAUUUGUUUUUCAACAGGAGAAUGACCCAAAACAUACCUCCAGGUCAAAAAGUGCUAUUUGACCAAGAAGGAGAGUGAUGGUGCUGCAUCAGGGGCGGCAGGUAGCCUAGUUGGGUCAGUAACCGGAAGGUUGCUAGAUCGAAUCCCCAAGCUGACAAGGUAAAAAUCUGUCGUUCUUCCCCUGAACAAGGCAGUUAACCUACUGUUCUUAGGCCGUCAUUGUAAAUAUGAAUUUGUUCUUAUCUGACUUGCCUAGUUAAAUAAAGGUUAAAUCAAAUUAAAAAUCAGAAGACCUGGCCUCCACAUUCAUCUGACCUCAACCCAAUUGCGAUGGUUUGGGAUGAGUUGGGCCACAGAGUGAAGAAAAAUCAGCCAACAAGUGCUCAGCGUAGGUGGGAACUCUAAGACUGUUGGAAAAGCAUUUCAGGUGAAGCUGGUUGAGAGAAUGCUAAGAGUGUCAAAGCUGUCAAGGCAAAGGGUGGCUACUUUAAAGAAUCUAAAAUAUAUUUUUAUUUGUUUAACACUUUUUUUGGUUACUACAUGAUUCCAAAUGUGUUAUUUCAUAGUUUUGAUGUCUUCACUAUUAUUCUACAAUGUAGAAAAUAGUAAAAAUAAAGAAAAACCUUGAAUAAGUUGGUGUGUUCAAACUUGACUGGUACUGUAUGUCUCUCACUACAUGACCAAAAGUAUGUGGACACGUGCUCAUCGAACAUCUCAUUCCAAAAUCAUGGGCAUUAAUAUACAUUUGGUCCCCCCUUUGCUGCUAAUACAGCCUCCACUCUUCUGGGAAGGCUUUCUACUAGAUGUUGGAACAUUGCUGCAGGGACUUGCUUUCAUUCAGCCACGAGCAUUAGUAAGGUCAGGCACUGAUGUUGGGCGAUUAGGCCUGGCUCGCAGUCGGCGUUCCAAUUCAUCCAAAGGUGUUCGAUGGGGUUGGAAGCACAGAAUCGUCUAGAUUGUCAUUGUAUGCUGUAGCAUUAAUAUUCUCUUCACUGGAACAUCCCCAGACCAUUAUUCCUCCUCCACAGAACUUACCAGUUGGCACUAUAUGCAUUGGCGCAGCUACUGUUCUCCUGGCAUUCUCCAAACACAGAUUUGUCCAUCAGACUGACAGAUGAACGCGUUUCCACUGUUCCAGAGUCCAAUGGUGUCGCGCUUUACCCCACUCCAGCCAACUUUUGGCAUUGCGCAGGGUAUUCUUUGGCUUGUUUGCGGCUGCUCGGCCAUGGAAACCCAUUUCAUGAAUCUCCCGACGAACAGUUCUUCUGCUGAUGUUGCUUCCAGAGGCAGUUUGGAACUCUGUAGUGAGUGUUGCAACCCAGGACAGACAACUUUUACACGCUUCAGCACUCAGCAGUCCUGUUCUGUGAGCUUGUGUGGCUUACCACUUCACGGCUGAGCCUUUGUUGCUCCUAGACGUUUUCACUUCACAACAACAGCACUUACAGUUAACAGGGACAUCUCUAGCAGGGCAAAACCAUUACUAACUGACUUGGUGGAAAGGUGGCAUCCUAUGACUGUGCCACGUUGAAAGUUACUGAGCUCUAAAGUAAGGCCAUUCUUAUGCCUAUGUUUGUCUCUGGAGAUUGCAUGGCCAUGUGCUCUAUUUCAUACACCUGUCAGCAACAAGCGUUGCUGAAAUAGCCGAAUCCACUCAUUUGAAAGUGUGUCCACAUACUUUGGUGUAUAUUGUGUGUGCAGUGCUUAAUUUGCGCUGGAUCCACUCUGUUUUGGACUGUUUUGUUUCCGGAAAAUAUUUGGCCGGAUCCGGUAACUCUCAGUUGCAUGACAAAUAAUUGUACAUUUUUGCGAUGUUAAAAUUCGAACAAAAGCGCCAAGUUCAUCCGAGUUGCCAAUUCGUUAAUUAUCCUGCCCCCACAAUAAACGUAAUGUGAAAAAUUACAUUUUCAUCUCCGGCCUAAUAUUCUACGAGUAGAUUCGGUUUGGGCUGGCCAGGGUUUAUGGUUUGUGCAACAUUGUAACCUAUGUUUGAGACCAACGUGUGGCAGUGGCUCCGUGAGAAGUAGGCCAGUGUCUCUUACAUAACUACAAUUUUUAUUUAUUUUUUAUUUCACCUUUAUUUAACCAGGUAGGCUAGUUGAGAACAAGUUCUCAUUUGCAACUGUGACCUGGCCAAGAUAAAGCAUAGCAGUGUGAACAGACAACACAGAGUUACACAUGGAGUAAACAAUAAACAAGUCAAUAACAUGGUAGAAAAAAGAGAAUCUAUAUACAAUGUGUGCAAAAUGAGAUUACAAUGAGAUUAACUUUAAAUGAUCUCUCUCCCUCUGCUGUGAUAGAUGUGAGCCUGCAACUCAUCUCUCCAGUGUUGCACUUCAUCAUUUAUUUCCUUCUAGAAUCGUACGAAGGGUUCUGAAGCAACUGCAGCACCCUUGAUAAAUUUAAAUAUAUUUGCCAAAGUUAUAUAAUUACUGCUGUCUGUUCAGAAAUAAAUGAAAUAAUUCAGAACAGCCUACUACACCACGAGAAGGCCUAUUAUUUAGCUACAGAGGAUCAAUAGCUUCUUUUUUUUAAAUAACCUAGCUGUGCAUUGUAGCCCAAUAACAAGUAAUAGCCUAUAGUCGGGAACACGCAGCAAAUCUGUCAGUGAAAAAAAUGCAUGCAGACAAAACCGGCCUUUCACAAUAUUUCAAAUACAAUCGAGGGAAAACACAAGUUGGAAAGCAAAUGGCUCAUGGUGAAAAUAGGAGACUAUGCUGUAGGCUACCAAAAUAUUUGAUCAACUUCCAAAUAUAGUUUUACAAGGUAAAAGGGAGAGAGGCUUUUGGCAUGAGAGCUUCAGCCAUCACCAGGGAGUGAGCUGUGCAUCAUUGGGUGAGUCAGUAACACUGGAAAGCAUUUUUAGGACUAUUAUUUCCUCAUAUUGUAGCCUACAAUAUGUUUCUCCAUACACCUAGGCUAUUGAUGGAUUUACGGCAGGGUCGUUUUUAUUGAUCUCAGAUUCUCAGUUUGUUGGUGUCCAAGUAGCCUGCCAUUUUGAUCAUUUGUGUGGUAUUAAAACAUUAUGCCAAAGUCUGCAGUCAUGUAAAAUUUACUUAGAAUUGCAUGAAAUGUGUUUAUGAAAGGCCACAUUUUCCCAGGACCCUAGGCUACUAAAAAUGUUCUCCAUGUGUGCAACUUCUGUAAGUGCCUCUGCUCCAUGGCACUUUUUCUCAUGCGUUCCAGAACCUCUGAACUCCCUAGGUCACCCCCCUCUCUCUGUUUUUGUUCCGGCACCUCCCGAUUUACAAAUUAAGCUGUGUGUGUGUGUGUGUGUGUGUGUGUGUGUGUGUGUGUGUGUGUGUGUGUGUGUGUGUGUGUGUGUGUGUGUGUGUGUGUGUGUGUGUGUGUGUGUGUGUGUGUGUAAACAAACUUUGUGUCAAAGACAAUGGAAACGAGUAACAAUCAGGAGGACUAAGCUCUUUCUGUCAAAACCAAGGCCAGUGCUGCAGUCACUUUGUUUCUAUUCCUGUCUUCUCUCCCCUUUUCCUCCUCCUACCCCCUCCACCACACCUUUUCCCUCAUCCUCCUUUACUGUGAAUGCUUCUCGUGCCCUUUGCAGGCUGUCACGCGACGAGGACUUUUGGCCUUUGAAGUUGCAUGAAGGCGGUGCGUUGGGGGCGUGGUUGAGUUAUGAAGAGGCUAAUGUCUAAAGCAUUGCCAUUCCUUUUCCCACUGUGUAUAUGUUUAAAUUAUGCAGAACAAGGCAUCCCAUUUAAUUGUCAAUGUUUUGUUUUUUUAUCCUAAAAUAAAAAAUAUUAUACACGAAACAGCAGGGAGACAAGCGUUGCAAUGUCAACACUUUAUAUACAUUUAAAGGACUGUGGCAGUGUGCAUGUAUUGGAAUUUAGCGUCCAUCCCUAAUAAAUGUAUGCAAUGUCUUUUCUUGCAGAAACACGUUU